AUGACGGCGCAUCCAAAGGCCAGUGCCCGACUCGACCUCAGCAACGUCUACGAUGGGGAGAGUGGAUGUCGCAAGUGGAAUGGAAUCGCGAAAUUCGGCGACGACGUUGUUUGCGCGGACGUGCACAUGGACGUGAGUGCCGGUGACACGGCUGAUUUGCCCGUAGGCAUACGAUUCGACGUUGCGGCGCGGAAAGUGCUCUGGUUGCACACGGACGAGUUGGUGGACGCGAACCACGACAAGCGGCUUUUGCAAUAA
Molecule: messenger RNA, 258 nt
Organism: Aphanomyces astaci
Lineage: Eukaryota; Oomycota; Saprolegniomycetes; Saprolegniales; Verrucalvaceae
Exons: 2
Coding region: 1-258 (85 amino acids)
Source: RefSeq, a predicted model, not a curated record